Messenger RNA from Bufo bufo (common toad), 1452 nucleotides. It is a transcript of the gene GCM2, whose product is annotated as glial cells missing transcription factor 2. Gene Ontology annotation, molecular function: RNA polymerase II cis-regulatory region sequence-specific DNA binding; DNA-binding transcription activator activity, RNA polymerase II-specific. Bases 1 to 1452 code for a protein of 483 amino acids. Gene Ontology annotation, biological process: gliogenesis; regulation of transcription by RNA polymerase II. The record is from RefSeq and is a predicted model, not a curated record. Lineage: Eukaryota; Metazoa; Chordata; Amphibia; Anura; Bufonidae. Gene Ontology annotation, cellular component: nucleus. The transcript is spliced from 5 exons.
AUGUCCAAGAUGUCAGGGGACAUGUACGAUGAGACAGACUGCAUCUGCUCUUAUGGGAUGAAACUCACCUGGGACAUCAAUGACCCCAAGCUCCCACAGGACAUAAAGCUGUUUGACGCCUUCCAGGAGUGGACAGAUGGCUAUGUCAGGUUCAUAUACAGUGGAGAGGAUAAACAUUCUCAGCGCCACCUGAGUGGCUGGGCCAUGAGGAACACCAAUAACCACAACUGUCAGAUCCUGAAGAAGUCCUGCCUGGGUGUAGUGGUCUGCAGCAGGAGCUGUACCCUGCCGGAUGGGGGGAAGCUGCAGCUCAGGCCGGCAAUCUGCGACAAGGCAAGAGGGAAGCAACAAAAAAAGCUCUGCAGUAAUUGUAACUCCGCUCUAGAACUGAUCCCUUGUCGAGGUCACAGUGGUUAUCCAGUUACCAAUUUCUGGCGCCUAGAUGGUAAAGCCAUCUUCUUUCAGGCAAAGGGAGUUCAUGACCAUCCAAGACCAGAAAGUAAAUCAGAGACAGAAGCCAGACGAAGUGCCGUGAAAAGACAAAUGUCUUCUUCUCACCUGUCACAGAAAAAGAAGCUUCUGGAAUCUGAGGUGGGAAGAUACAAUGAUAGCGGUGGACAUUUUCCUCAUCCCAUACCUUGCUUGGAUGGAACAGAACGUCUCAGCCUUGUUGCAGAUGGAAACUUUCCUCUUCCACCACAACAUUUCACAUCAUUUCAGAAUUCAGAUCCUUACAAAUCUAACCUUGAUCCUGUGGGAUACCAGGGAGAUUCUGUAGCACCAUUUUCAAAAUGCUCUAAUAGAAUAUAUGUGCCCAGAACUCCAUGUGGUUAUGAUUUCCAUGUCCCUGGAUACAUGUCCUCCAAUUCAUACCCUCCACUGUAUAAAGAAGCAGUGGGCAGUUUGCCUGAUGCUGAUCGAGCUCAGUUAAAUGCACCUCAACCUAAUCUUGGCAUACUUGGCACACACGAGAGGAGUUAUGAUGGUGCUGGGAAGCACAAUGGAUGGAAACAAAUAUUUUCAAAAAGUGGAUAUGCGGACAGAAAUGACUAUGCCCAAAUUCAACCAAACACUGGUCACUCUUAUUACAAUGCUGAAUAUCCAUGCAGAUAUGCAAGGUCACCAUCUCCAGCCUUACAAACUGUUAUUACAACAACCACCAAGGUUUCAUACCAGGCCUACAAACCUCCAGUGGUUAAAUAUGCUGACAAUCUAUGCGAUAUCAAAGCUCUGCAAAACUAUCCGCACGUGCAGGACAGCAUAUCUGAAGGCAACUUUAGUGACAUAAAAGCUCAAGAUGAUUUUACAGUCAUCAGAUCAGCACUAGGCUACCAAGAACCAAUCCCAACAAAACCUGAGAGAGUGGACAACCUGGACUUUUAUCGAUAUGGUACAUGUAUGGGCAAUGGCUUCUCAGGACAGCCUUACCGAUAUGAAAACGCAGAUUACUGA